Molecule: messenger RNA, 1221 nt
Organism: Artibeus jamaicensis (Jamaican fruit-eating bat)
Lineage: Eukaryota; Metazoa; Chordata; Mammalia; Chiroptera; Phyllostomidae
Product: basic proline-rich protein-like
Exons: 2
Coding region: 1-1221 (406 amino acids)
Source: RefSeq, a predicted model, not a curated record
AUGCUGUCUGAGUCAGCGCACAGCGCCGGGCCCCAGCUGGACGUCCCCCGGCUCCUGUCGUCCCCCGGCGUCCCCAGCCCCGGCGACGGCCCGCGGCGCCCCGACUCUGUCGGACCGCGGCCACGCACCCCACUCGCAGCCGAAGCGCGGCGCCGCCAGCCCCGGGGAGGGGCGGAGUGCCAGCGCGGCCCGACGCCUGCCCGCACACCUCCGCGACAACGGGGUUCUUCUCCGUCCGCCGGCCCUGCUCCCUUACGUCCCACCUGCCCCCCCUUCUCCCACCCUCUACUCCACUCCCAUCGAACAGGUUGUCAGAAAGGAAACGUCGGAAUUUCCCUUCACAAAAAGCACUCGGUCCACUCAUUCGUGGGACUGUUAACAGAACCCCCCUGCAGGGCAAGCGAACUUGGAGACACGAGCGGCGGGGGCUGCAGGCAGAGCCCGACCGCCGCGGAGUCCCGAGCGCGGCGACCCCGCAGCGGGCGACGUCGGGGGACCUCCCCUCCCGAGGUCUCCCCCGAUCGCCUCUCACGCCCGCGGCCGCCCAGCGCUUUCUCUUUUCCUCGGCGGCAGAGCGCGCCCCGGGGGGCGGGCGGGGGGAACCCCGAGAGCGACCCUCUCGGUGCCCGCGGCUUCGCGGCCGCCGCCGGCCGCUCGGCUCCCCGGGGGACACUUCGCGCGGCGCGGGGAGAGUGUGAGCGCCCGGGCGCGCGAGGAACAAAACCCGCGGCCCGAAGUCCUGAGGAAGCGCCCGCGCCCGCCCCUCCCACCCGCGGGCACCCGAACGGCCCGGGCUGCCAACGUGCCGGGGCCGGGGGCCGAGCCCCGGGAGCUAGGCCGCGGGGGUCGCCGCCCGCGCCCGGGAGUCCCGGCAGGAAAGGGCAGUUGAGGAGCUCGCGGGGUCUCCGGAGGCUGCAGCCCGCGCGAAGCGAGGCCCGGCCGCCGGAAUUACCGCCACCGGCGCCCUCCGAGUCGCCAGGCCCGGCCCGGGCCACCGGGUGGCACCCCGCGCUCUGCCCUGCGCUCCUUGGAGCCCUCGCCCCGACCUCUUCUCCUCAGAGCCCGAAGACUCCGCCCGCCGGGAGGAGAGUCCGCCCUCGUCCGCCUCGCCACUUCCCCGUCCCGACUGCCCCUCACUCCGCGGAGCUCCGGCAAACGCUCCCCACGGCCCCAGGACCACCCCCGCCGCUUCCCUCACCCGCACCCGCGUACCGCGGCUGA